Molecule: messenger RNA, 687 nt
Organism: Toxotes jaculatrix (banded archerfish)
Lineage: Eukaryota; Metazoa; Chordata; Actinopteri; Toxotidae
Product: nanos homolog 1-like
Exons: 1
Coding region: 1-483 (160 amino acids)
Biological process (GO): oogenesis; negative regulation of translation
Cellular component (GO): perinuclear region of cytoplasm
Molecular function (GO): mRNA binding; zinc ion binding
Source: RefSeq, a predicted model, not a curated record
AUGACAGCAAUGCAAAAGGAACUCGGGGCCCAGAGCCUCCGCCUCACCGACGGGGACUGUUUCGACAUGUGGCAUGACUACUUGGAGCUGGGCAAAGUGCUGGAGAGGCUGCGCGGCACGCGUGAGGUGGACCACAGAGGCACCGAGGGGCCAAAGGAAAAACCGACAACACCGUGGGGCCACGUCCAAACCUCAUCUGGGAGUGCGGAAUACAGAAACUCCGCAGAGACGAGCUCAGCCAGCAGUCAGUCGGACAACGGGACGUCCUCAGACUACUGCCGCUUCUGCAAGCAGAACGGGGAGUCUCUAAGGAUUUACCGGUCACACAGGCUGAAAUCUGAAGACGGGAAAAUCGUCUGCCCCAUCCUUCGGAGCUACACUUGUCCCAUCUGUGAAACCACCGGGGACUACGCUCACACGCGCCGAUACUGCCCGCAGGCGAGGGAGGCUGCGAAGGGUCUGCCAAGGUCCAGCUUCUGGUAGCUGAAGAUGGACACUGAAAGACUGAUGAAAAGACUGUACAUAAUUACCAAAAAAACGUUUUGGCCAUGUGUUCAUGUGUACAUAUGCUGUUUCAGGUUCCCAAGAAUUGUGCAGCUACUCCUCUUUGUAUAUAUUUGAUUGUAACUUUAGGUUUUUAAAGUUUUCUUACCAGACUUCUGAGUGGCAGCAGACUUGGCUGCACUU